Messenger RNA from Trichoderma asperellum CBS 433.97, 498 nucleotides. RefSeq lists its product as uncharacterized. The record is from RefSeq and is a predicted model, not a curated record. Lineage: Eukaryota; Fungi; Ascomycota; Sordariomycetes; Hypocreales; Hypocreaceae. Gene Ontology annotation, molecular function: thiosulfate-cyanide sulfurtransferase activity. Gene Ontology annotation, cellular component: mitochondrion.
AUGGCUUGGACAGCGCCCUCACUGCUGCCGACGGCUUGGGGCAAGGGCCAGAGCCGAAGCGCUGGUGCUGUGCGGUGGUAUUCUGGCAGUUCCGAGAACCAAGUGCCAGGCAGUCGGAUCUGGGGCUUUGACGAGAUCAAGGCGCUGGUUGAGAAGAAGGACUCCAAGGAAAAGGUCAUCAUCGUCGACGUCCGCGAACCCUCCGAGCUCCUUGACACUGGCAAGAUCCCCGGCGCCAUCAACAUCCCCAUCACCUCUGCCGUCCAGAGCUUCCACAUCUCCGACGAGGACUUUGAGGACAUGUACGGCUACAGCCGCCCGCCCAAGGAUGCCCCUCUGCUAUUCUACUGCAAGGCUGGCGUGCGUGCCAAGGCGGCUGCGGGCCUGGCGCAACAUGCUGGAUGGGAGAGUGUUGGCGAAUACCCGGGCAGUUGGCUCGACUGGGAUAAGAACAAGGGGCCGGUUGAGGUGGUUAAGCCGGGGAAGAAGGACAACUAG